GCGGACACGACCAAGGAGCGCGGCAUUCGAGUGCAGCUUAGACGUCGCGUGGGUGUGGCUAGCAGACGCGUAUCCAUCGGGAAGAGGGCGCAUUAGAUUCUCCAGCUCCUCCUCUCUCGAUCGCACCCCGAAGAUUCUCCAUUGACCGUGUUUGGAGUUCUCUACAAGCUCCAAACAAAAGUCUAUUGGCCUCCCUGGGCUGACCUCUUCAGCCAGUGAUUGACUAUGGGAGGCGAGUGCGUGCCGGAUCAUUGCCGCGAGUGCGGAAGUGCGGACGUCGUGACGGACUUCAGCGCGGGCGACGUCGUGUGCCGCAGCUGCGGCAUGAUCCUCGGUGAGCGCAUUAUAGAUGAUUCCCCCGAAUGGCGAACGUUUGCUAAUGAUGACCGGGGUGGUGACCCCGCUGCGAAAUCCAGAGUUGGCGACGUCGCGGACGCGCGGCUGAACAGCCUCUCACUGUCAACGUACCUGGUCGACACGAAGAAGAGCGGCGGGGGCGCUGACGGCGAGCCCGGGCACAAACACAAGCGGCCGAACAUUUCGUCCGAUAGCGCCAAGGUCAGGCGCAUGCAGCGCAACAUGGCGCGCAUCCAAGAGGUGGCAGACUAUUUGUCGCUGCCCAAGAACAUUGUGGAGAUUGCGCUGGACGUGUACGCGGAAGCGGAGAAGCAGGGUGUGAACAUGCGAGGGCCGGAACGGGAGAGCAUGGCGGUCGCAGUGCUGUUUAUCGCGUGCAGAAAGGCAGGCAAUGCACGGUCGUUGAAGGAGUUUGAAGAAGCGUCUGGAGUGCCGAAGCGACGAAUCGGCAAGUCCUUCAUGAGCCUGCAGCGGCGACUGGAUCUUGAGGUGAAGCAGGCGUCGACCGAAGAGUACGUGCAGCGCUUCUGCUCGAGGCUGGGUCUGCCGAACAAGACACAGAUGAUUGCGCACGCGGUGGCGAAGAAAGCAGAUAGCCUGGAGCUCUCGAACGGGCAACCCCCGGUUGCAGUGGCGGCGUCGGUGAUCUACUUGGUGGCAGCGUACACGAACUCGAAGCGGUCUAUCCAGGAAAUCAGCGACGUUACGAUGAUCGGCGAGAAGAGCGUGAAGAAGGUGUGCAAGGAGCUGAACAAGAGCCGCGUGGUUCUCUUCGAGGGAGUGGUGAUGACUUAG
This is a messenger RNA of Phytophthora sojae, 1152 nucleotides long. RefSeq lists its product as hypothetical. Bases 226 to 1152 code for a protein of 308 amino acids. Gene Ontology annotation, molecular function: TBP-class protein binding. Gene Ontology annotation, biological process: transcription preinitiation complex assembly; DNA-templated transcription initiation. NCBI's taxonomy places the organism in Eukaryota, Oomycota, Peronosporomycetes, Peronosporales, Peronosporaceae. The record is from RefSeq and is a predicted model, not a curated record. Gene Ontology annotation, cellular component: nucleus; transcription preinitiation complex. The transcript has a single exon.